This is a messenger RNA of Astyanax mexicanus (Mexican tetra), 3066 nucleotides long. RefSeq lists its product as uncharacterized. Gene Ontology annotation, biological process: DNA integration. The transcript has a single exon. The record is from RefSeq and is a predicted model, not a curated record. Gene Ontology annotation, molecular function: nucleic acid binding. Lineage: Eukaryota; Metazoa; Chordata; Actinopteri; Characiformes; Acestrorhamphidae. The coding region runs from base 148 to 3066 and encodes 972 amino acids.
ACAAUUUUAACGCAGGCAGAGUAUGCAAAACUAGAAAGCAAGGAAAACAUUUCGGAACUAGGGAAGUGUUCUUUGAAUCUCAAAACAUACACAGGAGAAAGAGUAGAAACCUUAGGCGUAGCAAAGGUCAGUGUAGUGUACAAGGACAUGGUCAAACAGCUACCUGUAGUAGUAGUGGCAGGUAAGGGUCCAAAUUUAUUAGGGCGUGGGUGGAUCAGAGAACUGGCUGUAGACUGGUGUUCUUUAAACCAACUUACUGAGACUACACAGACAGUGCAGGAUGUACUGGCAGAGCAUGACAUGGUGUUCAAGGAAGGAUUGGGGACAUGGAAGGGUCCUCCCGCAAAAAUCCAUGUUGACAAAGAAGCUGUUCCAAGGUUUUUCAAACCAAGACCCGUUCCCUAUGCAAUGAAGCAGAAAGUAGAGGCAGAGAUAGAUAGGCUAGUAGAGGAAAACAUUCUAGAACCUGUGAAAUUCUCAGAAUGGGCAGCGCCUAUUGUUCCAGUUUUAAAACCGGACAAGUCAGUGAGAAUUUGUGGUGAUUACAAAUUAACGGUCAACCGAGUAUCCAAGUUAGAGCAGUAUCCGAUUCCAAGAGUUGAGGAUCUCUUUGAGAAGUUGGCAGGUGGUGAGAAGUUUACCAAGUUAGACCUAAGUCAUGCCUAUCAACAAGUGACUCUAGAUGAAGAAUCCAAACCCUAUGUCACUAUUAGUACGCACAAGGGUCUGUUUGCAGUGAAUCGACUUCCUUUUGGAGUGUCCUCCAGUCCUGCAAUUUUCCAACGAAUCAUGGAGGGAUUACUGCAGGGAAUCCCCAAUGUAGCAGUGUAUCUUGAUGACAUUCUACUGACGGGCAAGAAUGACCAGGAACACCUCAAAACCCUAAGUGAAGUUCUAACAAGGUUAGAAGAAGCAGGCUUGCGGCUAAAACGGAGCAAAUGCUCGUUCAUGGGCAAAGAAGCAGAGUUCCUUGGACAUAAAGUGGAUUCUACAGGACUGCACCCACUGCAGAAUAAGGUCAGGGCCAUUCAGGAAGCACCUUCACCAACAAAUGUGACAGAGCUCAAGGCGUAUCUUGGAUUGUUAAACUAUUACAACAGAUUUCUACCAAAUCUGUCAACUUUGUUAGCUCCUCUACAUCAGCUACUGAGAAAAGACACCAACUGGCACUGGGGAAAAGAGCAAGAAGCUGCUUUUGAGAAGUCUAAAAAGCUCAUGCAGUCAUCAGACGUGUUAGUGCAUUAUGACAGUCAGAAGGAUCUCAUUCUCUCAUGUGAUGCAUCACCCUACGGGGUUGGGGCUGUGUUGUCACAUCGAAUGUCCAAUGGGGAAGAAAGGCCCAUUAGUUUCAUGUCGCGAACACUAACACCAGCGGAGCGAAAUUAUUCGCAAUUGGACAAGGAAGGACUUGCUGUGAUGUUUGGAGUGCAGCAAUUUCACAAGUACUUGUAUGGUAGAAAGUUUACCAUUUGCACUGAUCACAAGCCCCUUCUGUCCCUUUUCAAUGAAAUGAAAGCUGUUCCUCAGAUGGUAUCGCCAAGAGUACAACGGUGGUCAGUAGCACUGCGAGCUUAUGAGUAUGUCAUUAUCUACAAGCCAGGCAAAGAUCAUGGCAAUGCUGACGCUCUGAGCAGAUUGCCACUUCCAUGUUCAGAAGUGGUAAAGGAACAGGAAGACAGAGUUCUAAUGAUGGAGGAAAUAGCACUGGUGUCUGAUAGUGAUGUGCGCAAGUGGACAACCAAAGAUACUGUUUUGUCCAGGGUCAGAGAAUACAUAAUGAGAGGCUGGCCAGAGCAGGUGAUGGAUCCUCAGUUUAUGCCGUUGGCUGUUAGAAAAGAUGAACUGAGUGUCCAAGAUGGUUGCAUCUUGUGGGGUGCACGUGUGGUGGUGCCAAAUAGGGGACGCCAAGAUCUCCUGAACCAAUUACAUCAAUGCCAUCCUGGAGUUACCCGAAUGAAGGCCCUAGCCAGAAGUUAUUUCUGGUGGCCAAAGCUUGACCAGGAUAUUGAAGCUACAGUGAAAAGAUGUUCAAAGUGUCAGGAAAUGCAAAAAUGUCCAGCUGUAGCCCCACUUCACCCCUGGGAGUGGCCGGACAAACCAUGGAGACGAUUGCACAUCGACUAUGCAGGACCGUUUAUGGGACAAAUGUUUCUCAUAGUCAUUGAUGCUCAUUCCAAAUGGUUAGAUGUCUAUCCUGUACAUUCAGCUACCUCUUCUGUUACCAUUGAGUGUCUGCGCAAAAGUUUUAGCAUCCAAGGGCUACCAGAAAUGAUAGUUUCAGAUAAUGGUGCUUGCUUUAUGAGUGCAGAGUUUAAAGAAUUCAUGAUAAAGAACGGAAUUACACACGUGACUUCUGCUCCCUUCCAUGCCUCCUCAAAUGGUCUUGCGGAAAGAGCAGUUCAGACGUUCAAGACCAUGAUGAAAAAAGCUGGAGAAGGCAGCAUCUCUACAAAAGUGGCUCGAGUGUUGUUCAGUUACAGGAUUACACCGCAGUCUACGACAGGGAAGUCACCUGCAGAGAUGUUACAAGGUAGACAACUUAGGUCAACCUUAGACCUGGUGCAUCCAGACUUAAAGAGGAGGGUGAUUGAGAAACAGGAUAAACAGAAGAAGAGUCACGACAAGCAAUGCCAGGGUCGAGAAUUUGAACAAGGAGUUGUGGUAAUGACAAGGAAUUUCAGUCAUGGUCCUAAAUGGAUUCGAGGACUCAUUGAAGAAGUGACGGGUCCAGUAUCCUACAAGGUCAGACUGGGUGAUGGCAAAAUUGUACGAAGACAUGUGGAUCAGAUUUUGGCUGGAGCUGAGAACAGUCAGAUCUCAGAGAGGAAUAUGUCAGACAGACUUUCAAAUCCACUGUCGUUAGAAACAGACAUAGCUGAAACUGUCACAAUCUCAGAAAAGGAACAGACAAAGGACUUUGUCAAGGACUCUGAGAUUCCACAUCCGCAGGGACCAUCCGUGAGUGCCAGUGUCAGUACUCACGAUUCUCAGAGUGCUGAAACAACAUUGCGUCGCUCUCAAAGGACUGUAAGGAAGCCUACUCACUUACAGGACUAUGAACAAUAA